Eufriesea mexicana is the source of this 822-nucleotide messenger RNA. RefSeq names its product ubiquinone biosynthesis protein COQ6, mitochondrial. Lineage: Eukaryota; Metazoa; Arthropoda; Insecta; Hymenoptera; Apidae. Bases 1 to 822 code for a protein of 273 amino acids. The transcript is spliced from 6 exons. The record is from RefSeq and is a predicted model, not a curated record. Gene Ontology annotation, molecular function: oxidoreductase activity, acting on paired donors, with incorporation or reduction of molecular oxygen; FAD binding. Gene Ontology annotation, cellular component: mitochondrion. Gene Ontology annotation, biological process: ubiquinone biosynthetic process.
AUGCACAUAGCGGUUGGUGCAGAUGGUGCACAUUCAUUGGUACGACAAACAAUGGGUACGCAAUAUGUAAAAUGGGAUUAUAAUCAACUGGGUAUAGUUGCUACACUUAAAUUAUCAGAGCCUGCAGAAAAUAAUGUUGCAUGGCAAAGGUUCCUACCAACAGGACCUAUAGCACUGCUCCCAUUAACAAAUUGCCUUAGUUCUCUUGUAUGGACAUUACCAACAGAUGAAGCAAAAAGAUUGUUAAAAGUUUCAGAAGAAGAAUUUGUUGAUAAUGUAAAUAAUGCAUUAUGGAAAAUUUAUCCAAAAGAUGGUAUAGUUGAAAGCGGUCUGCGAGCACUUCAACAAUUACUUGAAGGUUUAUCGUUACAAAGUGGUGUAGUGAGACAAUUACAGCCGUCCGUAUCUACUAUUGUCGAAGGAUCUCGCGCAGCUUUUCCUUUACAGUUCGGUCAUUCUGUAUCUUAUGUUCAAAUAGGAACAGUUCUAGUGGGAGAUGCAGCACAUAGAAUUCAUCCAUUAGCUGGUCAAGGUGUUAAUCUAGGUUUUGGAGAUGUAACAGUAUUAGUUCAACUUCUUGCAGAAGCUGUUUCAACUGGAGCUUCACUAGGAGAUAUAACGUAUCUAAGGAAAUAUGAAACAUUAAGACAACGAUACAAUGUUCCAAUAAUGCUUGCUAUUGAUACACUACAUCGAUUAUAUAAAGGAACAGCUGCUCCUAUUAUACUAGCUAGAAGUUUGGGAUUACAAUUGACGAAUGCUAUCCCAUUGAUAAAGAAUGCCCUGAUAGAACAUGCCUCUGGACAAAUGGAAAAUCAAUAA